Molecule: messenger RNA, 3262 nt
Organism: Camponotus floridanus (Florida carpenter ant)
Lineage: Eukaryota; Metazoa; Arthropoda; Insecta; Hymenoptera; Formicidae
Gene: FucTA
Product: glycoprotein 3-alpha-L-fucosyltransferase A
Exons: 9
Coding region: 597-2165 (522 amino acids)
Cellular component (GO): membrane
Molecular function (GO): alpha-(1->3)-fucosyltransferase activity
Source: RefSeq, a predicted model, not a curated record
GAUACACGUGCACACAAUCCGUUAUUUUAUAAAUUCUCAACUAAGGGUAAUCAAGCUAUAUCUUCAUGUUACUCUCUUCAGUUGUACAAUCAGAGCCCUAUGCGAGGGAUAGUUCGAUACAUUUCGGUUGAAGGGCGCUUAUAUUCACGAGUAGCGCAAGAGAGAGUAAGCACGAGGGCGCAGACGCGCAUCUUAUGGAUUUUACCCCCCUCGUGUCACGUAUAACGGGUAAGGGUCCUGGUAGCGACCUGAUGGAAGUCGAAGUGGAGUAGAGGGAGGACCUCGUUUGCGAAAGAGAGAAGGGGCGAUAGGCGAACCAAGCGCGGAGGGAGGCGAAGAAGGAGAAGGAGGAAGAGGAAGAGGAGGACGAGGGGACCACCACCAAAACGGCAGAAGCGACGGGUUGGGCCGGCCGUCUACAACAACGCGUGACCUGCACGAUAUCGCGGGGAUGAACAAGUCCGCGCAUCCCCUUGCAUACGACUUGGCCGAAGGGCUUUGACAUGUGACCGAAGACGAGUGUAUCACCUGGGUGCAUCCGUCCGUAGGGCUGCGAAUUCCUGCUAGGGCUUCGCGGUCAGCCACGUGGCGAUUUGAUGGAUGAGACGAUUCUCUAUGCGUGGCCAAAUGCGGAUCUGCCGUUGCCGAAUGUCGUGAAGCAAAGUGGCGCAUGGCUAGAUAAAGGUCUCGUUCAGCUAGGGAAACCGGGCGGCAUGGGUCUGCCGCGUUUCUCCCUAAAGAGAUACUUUUUGUACGUGCUAUGUCUAACGGGUACGCUGCUUGUCCUACUCAAUUUACUGCAGGACGAGAUAUGGCACAGCAUACGAUCACAUCCUCCUGGUCAGCCGCAGCAGUCCGUUCGAACUGCCAGCGACUUGUCGAAGAUGAAACCCGAUUGGCCUUUGAAAUCGAAGAAGCCGACGAUGCGAGUAUUACGCACUCGGGAGCGAGUGAAGAAAAGACUUCCGUCCGAGGUAUCGAAUAUAAAUGGAAGUAUCAGUUUGGGCGAAAACUCAAUAGACUCGGAUCCAACACGAAGACCUUGGUACAUGAAAGGAGGAACCAGAAGACCUUUUCCGGCGAGGAAAGCUCGCAAUACUGGCCGAAGAUUGGCUCAAUUAUGGCCAGAGGAAAAUGCGUACGAUGAUCGUGUGACGAAUCAGUUAAUGUUUGUGCCGCCUGAUUACAACAGAACAAACGGCGAUCAUCCGCUGAAGAAGAUAAUGAUUCCUCAUGGAAUGGCCGAAGCCAAAGUCGGUCCUGACAUUUUCUUCCAGCAACGCUGCCCAGUGAAUACCUGCACGAUCGUCCGUGACAAUCCGGACAGUGCCGAUCUCAUUCUAUUUAAGGAUUACGUCACGCACGUGGGACGAAGAUCUAACAGCCAGGUAUGGAUGCUGUAUUUUUUAGAGUGUCCUUAUCACACGCAAAGUGUCAAGAAUGCCCUUAUCAAUUGGACCGCCACAUAUCGGCGUGAUAGCGAUGUAGUAGCACCUUACGAAAGGUGGCAAUAUUAUGAUUCCAGUAUUACACAGAUUCCACAGACGUUUAAUUAUGCGGCAAACAAAACGAAAAAGGUCGCCUGGUUCGUUUCCAACUGCCAUCCUCGAAAUCAGCGCAUGAAUUAUGCCAGGGAACUCUCGAAAUACAUCCAGGUAGACAUUUAUGGAGCAUGCGGCAGUCUACGCUGUCCGCGAUCACAGUCGCAAACCUGCUUCGACAUGCUUGACGAGGACUACAAAUUCUAUCUCGCGUUCGAGAACUCCAACUGCAAGGACUAUAUCACGGAAAAAUUCUUCGUCAACGGGCUCGGGCACAACGUGUUGCCCAUCGUGAUGGGCGCCCAUCCGACAGAUUACGCCCGCAGCGCGCCGUAUCGUUCUUAUAUCCACGUGGACGAGUUCGAGUCGCCGAAGGAGCUCGCCGAGUACCUGCAUCGAUUGGACCGCGACGACGAUCUGUACAACUCGUACUUUCGCUGGAAGGGCACCGGCGAGUUCAUCAACACGUACUUCUGGUGUCGAGUGUGCGCCAUGUUGCACGAUGAUCGUCUGCCCAAGUAUUAUAAGGACGUGAACGAGUGGUGGCGAGGCGAGGGUGUUUGCACGACUAAUUCGUGGCGCGAGCACGAGUUCACGCGUUCGCAGAGUCAGCGAAACACCUGAAGAGGAGUCCGAGGAUACGAUUAAGAGGCUCUUCCGGCGGCUAUGGGGAGUUCCGUGCGUGUGUCCGCCCGACACGUUGCUCAAUAUUCUAUAAACGAUUCCGAUUCUUCCAAAAUAGAACGAUGCCGAGAAAGUUGAGUGAUAUCCAAGAACGCGUCUAAUGAGUGGGUUCUAAGAGCGAAUUUGGUCCCGACGACGACAACGACGACAAAUGUUGGACAGAGUUACACAGUUCUAAGACGAGAUCUCGGCGAUGCGUGACCUCGCGCAUUCUCGUUCCUCGCGAGUACUCUAGUCACCCUGCGAAGAAGAAGGUAUUAAUAAGAUUCUUCGUCGGCGAGAUAUUACGCAAUCUUUUUCCACUCGGCUGUUUUUCGGAGCGUUUGAGAGGCAUAGGAUUCGGCGACGCGAAACGAAAUGCAAAGUGAGUUUUCGGUCUUAUCGAGAGUGACAAAGAAGAGAAAUUCUUUUCGCAAAUGAAUCAUUGUGGGUAGACUUUCUUUCUCAUAGAGGGCAAUUUACGUGCCUAAUUGUCAAAUCUUCCAAAAUAAUGUUUCUAUACCGUUUUUUUUGUUUUUCGAACAAUCUGAAGCGAAAAUCACGAGAGAUAAUUGAAGAUGGCCAUGAUAGGCUACCGCUUUAUAUAUCAUGACGACAUUUGUAUAAGGAUAAAAAUUUGUGAUGCUCGUAAAAAUUUGAGGAACCUAUUAAAAAAUAACGAAGAAUUAUGUGGCACAUAUAAGAAUAAAGCGCGAUAUUUGUUCUCUAGAGAGACUCGAUUCUCGCCACGCAUUUAAUAUUGAAUGCUGUCUGAUAAAUAACGCAAUUUCUUAUAGAAUUAGAAUCACGUUUGCUAUUAAAUAUACGAUGAAGAUAUAUAAAUUAAUAUAUAUAGAAUUACAUAAAGUCAUUGCAAAUAAUCUCCCAACUAUAUCUACUAGAGGACCAAGUAACAAGGAACAGAGUGGUUAUUUAAAUCAUCAGACAGCGAUAACUUCGGUGUUAAUUACUAAAAAAAAGAAAAACUCUAGAAAACUCUAAUACAAAUGAGGCCUCGCGUAUACAAAAAAUUUAAUUUUGAUUGGAUUUUAUUUCGA